AUGAACAUUGAAAGCUUCUCACACGACCCCACAACAACCAUAACCACCACCUUAAACCUUCCAAAACACAACCCUUCUCUCGAAGGAAUCGCUGCUAUUGUCGGAGAACAAAUCCUCUUUGGACCCCACCAUAACAAAACAACACCUUCAACAUGUGUUUCAAACCCUAAAACCCUAACCCUAACAGAACCAACCAAAACCAACAACACUAACCCUUUACAGAAAAACUAUAGAGGAGUUAGAAAACGACCAUGGGGAAGAUGGUCAGCUGAAAUACGAGACAGAAUCGGAAGAUGUCGUCACUGGCUAGGAACGUUUGAUACGGCGGAAGAGGCGGCGCGUGCUUACGACGCGGCAGCUAGGAGAUUGAGAGGUUCUAAGGCAAGAACAAAUUUUAAGAUACCUUCGGUUUUGCCGGUACCUUUAUCACCAACUUCAUCUUCUUCUUCGUCUGAUAUGAAAGGUAAGAACAAGAAGAGUGUACGUAAUAGUGUUAGGAAGUGUUGUGUUGUUAGUUCUGUGGGAGAGUUGUUCAGUGGUGUGCCUGAAGUUAGAAGAGAAAGAGAUAAUAAUGAUAAUGGAAAUGGUGUCUUUGGUGGUAGAAGCACUCGAAUGGUGAUGUAGCUAGGUUGAAUAGUCAUACUUGGAAGUUCUUUUCUUCAUAGCUUUGUGGGCUUUAGUUAUGUUUUUUAUUAUUUUAUUUUUUUUUAUUUUUUUUAUUUUUAUAAAUGGGUAUUAUGUAGGGCUAGAAAUGAGUCGAGUUGAACCUGUCUGAGUUCGAUUCGAUUCGAUAAAAAUUGGU
This is a messenger RNA of Medicago truncatula (barrel medic), 802 nucleotides long. Its product is annotated as ethylene-responsive transcription factor ERF084. Gene Ontology annotation, molecular function: DNA-binding transcription factor activity; DNA binding. Gene Ontology annotation, biological process: regulation of DNA-templated transcription. The transcript has a single exon. Bases 1 to 624 code for a protein of 207 amino acids. Lineage: Eukaryota; Viridiplantae; Streptophyta; Magnoliopsida; Fabales; Fabaceae. The record is from RefSeq and is a predicted model, not a curated record.